Aspergillus homomorphus CBS 101889 is the source of this 1040-nucleotide messenger RNA. RefSeq names its product palmitoyl-(protein) hydrolase. The coding region runs from base 62 to 781 and encodes 239 amino acids. The record is from RefSeq and is a predicted model, not a curated record. Lineage: Eukaryota; Fungi; Ascomycota; Eurotiomycetes; Eurotiales; Aspergillaceae. Gene Ontology annotation, biological process: protein depalmitoylation. The transcript is spliced from 6 exons. Gene Ontology annotation, cellular component: cytoplasm. Gene Ontology annotation, molecular function: palmitoyl-(protein) hydrolase activity; carboxylic ester hydrolase activity.
CGUCGCCAUUCAAUUGCCACUUCUCUUGUGCCUUUUGCGCUUCUCGAUAGAAUAGAUCAAGAUGUCUGCCCGCGCUCCUUUCGUCGUUCCUGCCCUUACGAAGCACACCGCCACGGUGAUCAUGGCCCAUGGUUUGGGUGAUAGUGGUGCCGGAUGGAUGGCGCUCGCUCAGAAUUGGCGGCGCCGUGGCGUUUUUGACGAAGUGGCCUUCAUUUUCCCGAAUGCGCCGAUGAUUCCCAUCUCGGUGAACUUCGGAAUGACCAUGCCCGGUUGGUACGAUAUCACCAAACUCGGACGCGAUUUGGAUUUCGAGGAAGCCAUCCGCAACCAGGAUGAGCGCGGUAUCCUUCGCUCCCGCGAGUACUUCAACACCCUCAUCAAGGAACAAAUGGACAAGGGCAUCAGUGCUUCGCGCAUUGUCCUCGGAGGAUUCUCGCAGGGUGGAGCCAUGUCGCUCUUCACGGGUCUGACCAGCAAGGAGAAGCUGGGCGGUGUCUUCGGUCUGUCUUGCUAUCUGCUCCUCAGCGAUCGGAUCAAGAACUUCAUCCCCGAGGACUUCCCGAACAAGGAAACUCCCUUCUUCCUCGCUCACGGCCAGGAGGAUGAAGUCGUCAGAUUUGACUUCGGCAAGCAGUCCUGCGAAAAGUUGAAGGAGCUUGACCUGAAGAAGGUCGACUUCCACUCUUACCCUUACCUUGGCCACUCUGCCGAUCCGGACGAGAUUGAAGACCUUGAGAAGUUCUUGCACAGUGUCAUCCCCGCCGAAGGCGAGAGUCACUGACUCCAUGAUCAUACAUCUGUACAGACUCGGAACCCUUUGGGGACCUCGAUCACGUUUAGCGCUGUUUUAGCCAUCGUUAUUUUGCUGAUUGUGGUUUUGCUCUCGCGGUUCGGUUCCAAGGGGAACCGAGACGUUGCUGCCAGGAAACAGGACUGAAGCUGCGUUUGGUGUACUUCUGGACGCCUCAGCUGUCGCUUCUAGACAGAAGGCUUAAUUUUGCACGAACCGAUGGGAAAGCAGUUAGCUUAUUUAUAUAGUC